CUUUGUUUACAAAAAUUGCACAACGUGUGGCCUGUCCUGUACUGCAUUAUUGAAUUUUCAGUUUUUUCGAGCUUAUACAAUUUUAUUUAAGUUCUCAAAAUUUCCUGUUGUUUCCAUUGGUUCUACUCAUUGACGUAUGGUUCUACUCCAGUCCUUGAUACUUAGACAUCGAAAAAUUGCGAAUUCCAGUCGGUGAAGCCAAGAGAUUCACUCCUGAUUUUCUAUCCCGGUGACACUAAAAAUAGUUCUGCCUCAGUAAUUGAUUCAAAUACAUCAGCCAAUUGCGAAUUCCAGCCUGUCAAGCCAAAAAAUUCCCUCCUGAUUUGGCGACACUCAAAAUGUGAGUCCUUGGAAAGUUCUCUGGAUUACUCUUUUUCACAAAUUAAUUUACUUGUAAGAUAGAAUACAUUAGUAGUAGAAAUUUUAUCACUUAAGCUUGGACCAUCAUCCUCGCACUUCUUGAACCUAUUCGAAGCGGGAAAAUAAUAAUACAAAACCAUGUCCAAUUCAGAUACUGAGGAUUUUCCACGGAAUGAUGUGGAUGGAGAUUUCCCCAGGAAUGAUUCAAAGGGUGGUUCGAAAACAGAUAAAACACGUCCUGAAGCAGAUGGGGGGUCGAAAGAAAAACGGAGCAAGAAGAAAAAGAAGUUCAAAAACAAGAAAGACAAGCCAGGCUCUGAGAAAAAAGGCCGUUUGGUUGUGAGGAACAUUCCAUUCAAGACAAAUGAAAGAGAACUGCUUGAUCUUUUUCAGCAGUAUGGUCUUGUCACUGAGGUGAAGUUGUUGCGUAAACCGGACGGUAAAUUAGUGGGCUGUGGCUUCGUCAACUUUGAAAAUGCUAAAAGUGCAGGGAAAGCAAUCGCCCAUGUCAGUGGGAAACCAUUUCACGGGAGACCGAUGAUAGUUGACUGGGCAGUUCCUAAAACAGUCUAUCAUAAUGUUGUUGAUCAUGAUUUUAAAGUUGGAAAUAUGAAGCCCAAGAAUAGUGAUGUUGAUCUACCAGACAGUGCCUUUCGUCCUAAAAAAUCUUCAUACGACAUAGAUAAUCCAAGUAGGAAUGAUCCCCGCCUAUUUGUUACCAAUCUUCCAUUUAGAAUUUCUGAAGAUGAUUUACGGGAUUACUUUAGUCAGUACGGUCCAGUUGUAGAUCUAUUUAUUGUCAAACAAGGACUUAAACAAAUGGGCACUGGUUUCGUCACAUUUUCAAAUAAGAAAGUUGCAGCAGAUGCUAUGAAGCAAUUAGAAGGAAAAGAAUUUCAAGGUCGCCCUCUAUAUUUCAAGUGGGCAGAGCCCAAAAGUGCAGCACGUCAACAUUCUAGAAAUGAGAAAAUGAAAACGGAACCCAUAGAAAUCAAGGAAGAAGUACUUUCAGAUGAUGAACCUACCAGGUCAUCUAAUAAACAAAGAAAAACAAACUCUAAUGAAGCAAAUGACACGCUUGAUACCUCCUCCAUAAAAUCUGAGGCAGAGAGUGAAAGUGAGGAAGAAGAUAGCUCUGAAAAAGCCUCUCCUCUUAAUGGGCAGACAAUUGACAAAGAAGAAACUGACAGCUCAGAAGAUAGUGCCGACAAUCGUAAUGAUGACCAAAGCAAUGAUGACGAUAGUGAUAGUAGUGACAAUGAAAAUGAUCAUGAUCAGAGUGAGGAUAACACAGCUUCUUCCCUCAAGGACAAACAUGAGAAAAAACAGAAAUUUGAUGAAGAUGGGCCAAGGAAGAGUAAUGACAUCUCUGAAGGACUGACAGUAUUUUUGCGGAAUGUUCCUUUUGAUGUCAGUAAUGAGGAGCUCAAAAGCUUCAUCAGGAGCAAGUAUGGUCCAGUGUAUUAUGCCCUUGUUUGCAUGGACGCAGCAACUGAGCAUUCACGUGGGACAGCAUUUGUUAAGUUCAAAAACAAGGAUAGUGUUGAUGCAAUUUUGAAUGCACAAGAUGACCUAGUCCUCAAUGGUGAACUCAUGCAAGCUUCAAUGGCCUUGAGUCGAGAUGAAAUUUACUCAAAGCGAACUGUCAAGAGCAAGGAAGGUCAGAAGAAUGACAAUAGGAAUUUAUAUCUGUCCAAGGAGGGUUUGAUUCUUGCAGGAAGCAAAGCAGCAAAAGAUGUUUCUCUCACUGACAUGAACAAGAGACUGAGUAUUGAGAGUGUAAGAGCUCGGUUACUAAAAAAGAAUAUGUUGACAUUUGUCUCCCGAACAAGACUGGUUAUCUAUAAUUUACCUCCAAAUUACACUGAUAUCCAACUGAAAAAGCUCUUCCAACAAUAUUCUUCUAAAAAGGCCGUCAUUACUGAGGCGAGAGUAAUGAAAGACAUGAAGAAAUUCAACCAAAACGCCACUUUUGCCUCAAGAGAGUUCGGAUAUGUUAGUUUUACAACCCAUGAAGACGCCCUUGAAGCUCUUAGAAAUAUCAAUAAUAAUCCUGAGAUUUUCUCCAAAGCUAAGAGGCCUAUUGUUCUAUUUUCUAUCGAGAACAAACAAGCCAUAGCUACGAAGGAAAAACGUCUUGAGAAAAGCCGAAAAAAUAAUCCAUUGUUUAAAAAUGAGUCUACGAAAAAAAAUAAAUUUGAAAAGAAAACCAAGUCUAACUCGUCAAAAAAUGAAAAUGGUGAAUCAGAAAAUAUAUUACCAAAAGACAACGAAUUUCAAGGGUUCCAGGCUUCUGUUGGUAAAACAGUCCUAAAGAGUGGAUAUAAAGUCCGAAAACAAGCUCAAACUCAUGCAAAAAAUGUGAAGAAAGUCAGAAAGCUUCAGAGACAGAAGAGACAAAUGGCGCAACUUCUUGAAAAUCGUCAAAUGCAGAAAGGAGAGUACAAUAAAACAAGAAAACCGAAAAAGUCUCAAGAGAAACUUGAGGGUAAAGAUAAAGGUGACCAGAAGUUCGAGAGGUUAGUCUCCGAUCACAAAACAGCAGAUGAACCCGUGUCUAAAAAAUUCAAAAAAAGGAAAAUUGACAACGAAACACAGGAGUUGCCAAGGAAGAAAAAAUGGUAUAAAACAUAGGUUAAGAAAGAAAAGAAGAGUAUAUUUGGUGGAACGGCUGUACAUUCUUAUUUUAGGUUUAAUACUUAGUCAAAAUAUUGUUGCUUCCCCCGAAUAUUGAAGUCAAUGAAACCUGUUCAUUGUAUCACUUGAAGUCAACUCUCUUCUUAGGUAGAAAUCAAAUAUUAAAAAAAAUGGAAAUUAAAGUCAUUCAUGAAUCAUUCAUGUUGUUAGCAAUCCAGACUUGUUUUUUCUUAUUUUUAUUUUACAAUUUUAGCGCAUGAAGAAGCUUAAUUUACCCAAUAGUACAAGUCAAAGUUUUGUUAUCGUAUCAUGGAAAGGAAUGCCAUAAAGUUGUUUGAAAGAAUUUGAACAAUCUUGAUUCUAGAAGAACGUAAUACCUGAACCUAUACAUAAAAUAGAUUAUAUGUAAAGAAAAUUUGACCAUGUUUGACAGAAACAUACCAAGUUGAAAUGGAGAAAAAUAGAGGUUUGAAGUUUUUUAUCUCAGUUAGAUUCAAUAUUAAGGAUAAAUUGAAUCAUAAUCUUCUCAUUUAAAAUAACUUUUCCCAAUUUUGCAUUUUUGACUUGUGUGAAUUUACGGCUAGUUGUAUUUAAAACUAAUUUUUGUCCCAAAUGCGACUCGGAACAUUUCUGUUACUUGGUGGUUUCUGUUACUUGGUCCAAAUCAGUUGUAGAUGAUGUGUUGUUUUCAAAAUCAGAUAAAAAUUCGUUUCCUUACUCUUAUGAACAUGUUUUUUUUUAUGCCUCCUAAUGUAUGUAUCUUGAUGCAGAUUGAGAUCGUGCAGUUUACAAGAGCAACUAUUUGUCAGAUUUUUUGUGCGAGCCUUUAUGAUUUAUGCGUACCAUGUUUGGUAAAGAGCUUGUCCUCGGAUACUCAUCAAAAUUAUUGUUUAACUAUCAUGCACUGUAAUGAUCUCUUGAUAUUUCUAAUUUCUUCUAACCAUUUAGGGGUUAUUCGUAGAAUACAUUAUGCUAAAUUUCGGUUUUUUCGACCCCCCCUUCCUCCCCUGGAAACGCUUUUGUGACGUAGGUUCCUAUCCUUUCAUAUGUAACAACAAGCGUUCGGCAUUUCAUGAUUGGCCCUUCACCCUAAAAUGUGUGAAUCUACUUCUCCUAUCGUCAGUUUAUUGGAAGGAUGUGUUUUCAAUCUUUGAAAAGUAAGAGAUCUUUUUUUUUUAAAUUUUCAUUUUGUAUUAUAUAAAUGAUAUAUACCUGUUAUAUAUCAGUGUAUCAUUAUUUUUGUAAUUUGUUAUUUGUUCAGGUAACUGCUUUUCAAAGAAAGUAAGAAAAGAUUUCUUCCCUAAUGUUCAAUGUAUUCUAUUCGUAAUCAAUUCAUUCCAGUCCAAAAGGUCACAGGUAACAGAUCUAUUAUCUGAUCCAAUCGGAUUUUGCCAUAGUAAUUAACUUUUUGACUGUCUUUUAUCCUGAUUUUAACACUUCGAAUUAAAUCUCUUUCUUUCUAUCA
Messenger RNA from Bemisia tabaci, 4462 nucleotides. Its product is annotated as RNA-binding protein 28. Lineage: Eukaryota; Metazoa; Arthropoda; Insecta; Hemiptera; Aleyrodidae. Gene Ontology annotation, molecular function: GTPase activator activity; small GTPase binding; mRNA binding. Gene Ontology annotation, cellular component: nucleolus; nucleus; cytosol. Gene Ontology annotation, biological process: activation of GTPase activity; nucleocytoplasmic transport. The record is from RefSeq and is a predicted model, not a curated record.